Messenger RNA from Myxozyma melibiosi, 1526 nucleotides. RefSeq names its product actin family. Lineage: Eukaryota; Fungi; Ascomycota; Lipomycetes; Lipomycetales; Lipomycetaceae. Gene Ontology annotation, cellular component: Swr1 complex. The transcript is spliced from 2 exons. Gene Ontology annotation, molecular function: nucleosome binding. The record is from RefSeq and is a predicted model, not a curated record. Bases 104 to 1420 code for a protein of 438 amino acids.
CCCAACCACCCACGCUCUACACGCAUCUUCAAACCACAGCCGAACGACAACGACGACGACGAGACGACAAAGCAGCAGCAGGGCUUAAUAAUCUCAGUUUGCCAUGGCUCCGCAGCCGCAGCCAACGUCAGUCUUUGUCCUCGACAACGGCGCGUCUGAAAUCAAAGCCGGUCUCGCGAGUUCCCCUUCGCCAACGAUAUACCCCAACGCAAUCACACGCAGCCGCGACCGAAGAGUGUUCAUAGCCGACGAGCUGUAUACGCAAUGCAAGGACUUCUCGGGACUGGUGUAUCGUCGGCCGUAUGAAAAGGGCCAUUUGACAAACUGGGAGAGCGAAAAGGUUAUUUGGGAUCGCGUUAUUUACGGUGACGGCAGCAGCAGCAGCGACGGCGUGAGACCAGAAGAGACGGCGUUUAUCCUGGGAGAGCCAAGUGCGCAACUACCAGUGUGCUCGGCAAAUACAGAUCAGAUUGUGUUUGAAGAGUACGGAUUCGCGACUUAUUUCAGAUGUCCGUCUGCGUUCCUAGUGCACGAGAACGAUCACAACGAGGCGUUGUAUCAGACGGAGGAGGAGACCGACGCACAGCCUCUUGCCGAAUCAACCAAGAAAAACACAAAACUUCUCAAGUCAGAUACCACGCUUGUGAUUGAUUCUGGCUACUCAGCGACAGUGGUCACGCCAAUAAUUGAAAACAAAGUAUACCAUGCUGGCAUCAAACGGCUAAACAUCGGCGGCAAGCUGCUGCGCAACUAUCUCAAGGAAACAAUCUCCUACCGCCACUACAACAUGAUGGACGAGUCAUACAUCGUGAACGAGAUCAAAGAGCACUGCUGCUACGUGUCGACGAAAUUCGCUGCCGAUCUCGAAAUCUGCAAAAAGUUCUCGCUCGCAAAAAAUCCGCUCGCGAUCGAGUACGUACUUCCUCGCGCGUCGGCGUCGGGAUUCAGAGCAGGCCACGUCCGCACUAAAUCAGAAGCAAGCGAGCCAGAUGAUCAGAUCCUGGUCCUUGCAAACGAGCGGUUUAGUAUUCCAGAAGUGCUCUUCCAUCCGUCCGACAUUGAUAUCGCGCAGGCUGGUGUCCCGGAGAUUAUCGCCCAGAGCUUGAACACCAUCCCGGAUCGCGAUGUUCGCAAUUUAUUGCUGGCGAACACCGUCUUUGUUGGUGGGAGUACCAAGUUUGAAGGGUUUAAGGAACGCGUGUCAAGCGAGCUACAGGCACUUACACCAGACGAUGCGUUCCUCAGAUUAGGAUUCCCAGACGACCCGAUAACAUAUGCAUGGCAAGGAGGAGCGAGGCUGGGUCAGCAAAAGGCCAGGCUCCGGUCGCUGCAGGUCACGAAGAAGGAGUACAUGGAAUACGGAUCUAAUAUCUGUCUGCAGAAAUUUGGCAGGCCUGCAAAGGAUGACCGGGAGCUGUAGUAGCUGCUCAAUGUGUAUAAUAGAUAUUCUGCAUGUGCUGUAUUAUAAAUCACUUUCCUGCUCGUAAAAAUAAGCAGAUCCAUAUUGAAUCGAAAUCAUCCUCGAC